Molecule: messenger RNA, 4458 nt
Organism: Eimeria necatrix
Lineage: Eukaryota; Apicomplexa; Conoidasida; Eucoccidiorida; Eimeriidae
Exons: 36
Coding region: 1-4458 (1485 amino acids)
Cellular component (GO): nucleus
Source: RefSeq, a predicted model, not a curated record
AUGGAUGCAGCCCGCAACGCGGAGCUGCAGCAGCAGCGGCAGCAGGAGCAGCAGCAGCAGCAGCAGCAGCAGCGCGAAGAAGCCGCGCUCGCCCUGCUUUCUCUCCACGAAAAAUAUAGUCCUCCUAAUUGCAAAUAUCAUCCUUUGCCUUCUUCUUUGGAUUCUUUUGGCCUUUUGAACAACAACGGAGAACUUACGGUGUCCGAUGUCUUCGGCCUCCCGGGCACUUCCGAGAGAGAAGAGUUCCUCAUUUCCUUCACCAUUCCCGCUGCAGCCCAAGACGGCCACUCCGUCUUGUCGCUGAGCGCCGAUUUACACCGCGACAGUUUCGUCGAGUUUAAGUACCUUGAGGUGUACAGACACCCCAAACAAGACCCGCCAAUGGUCCCCUUCAAACAUGCCCUCGAAACCCCCGCAGCAGCAGAAAAGCACCGGAGAGAAGCAGUUCAAAGUGCCAGCAUAAUGGAGGGCGCUGGGGGCUCCAAAACGCGGGCAGUGCUCAGCGCCCCCCUGACAGACGCUGAGAGAAACUUCGUUUACUACAUUGUAAUUGCUGUGGCCCCUGCUGCUGGGCGCCCCACUCUAAACCCUGAAGAGGGUUCGGCGGUGCUGCUGCCUUGCCACCCGCUGCGCCUCGACUUUGCCCUAGUGCCCUACGCUCGCAUGCACUUGCACAUGCCCUCAUCGUGCCCCUCUGUUUCAUUCCUCCCCAAAGCCCCUCCCGAAAUUACCCUAGACGACUCUGGCAUCAGCUUUGUGAGUGACUUUGAAAACCCUUUUGUGCUGAACUUCGCGGGGGAAGAAAGCUGGAAACCUUUCACGCGCUCUGUCUUCCAAACGGCCAUUCGGGUGCCUUCUCGGCUGCACCGUUUUGUGCGGAUUUUCAUGCGGGUUUUCUUUCGCUUUAUUUCGGGACCUUUUCAGCUCGUUUUGGAACUCUUCGAAGAAGAAAGUCCUCCAGAUGGCUACAUUUACAAACUCUGGCUCUUAGCAGGAGACCCCAUGUACUUCGAAGACAAGAACACUCAGUGCAUGCAAUUCGACUUCGAAUAUUCCCUAAAAGUCCGCCAAAAUUAUAUGCCAUUGUACCCUCUAAGGGGCCCCCAAGGGGCCCCCAAGGGGCCCCUUGGGGGCCCCAAGGAGCCCCCAAGGGGCCCCCAAAGGGGCCCCAAAAAGUCCCCAAAGGGGCCCCCGAAGGGGCCCCCGAGGGCCCCUGGGGGCCCCGUGGGGGCCCCCGGGGGCCCCCGGGGGCCCCCUGGGGGCCCCUUGGGGGCCCCCGUGGCCCUUUCUUUGAGAUUUUUUUUUGAGUCUAAAAUGACCCCUUUUGAAGUGACCUCCCACUCCUGGAUGUGCCCCUUCGCGCGGCUGCCGGGGCUGAUUGUGCAGCUCAAGAAAGACGCAGAAGGCGAGCGAGGGGAAGGGUUUGGGGAUUACGGGAUAGGUGUAAGGGUGUCGGGUUUAGGGUCUCGGGUUUGGGGUUUAGGAUUUGGAGUUAAGGAUGCAAUUAUGUCUGAUGAACUUGGCGUCGUAAAAAUGCACUUCGUGGACCUCAAGGGCUGGUUUGGAUUUCCCCCCGACGAAUUGGACUCGAUGGUCCACACGACGCGCCUUGUGCUGCAGCAGCCCAGGUUGGCAGCGGCGCUUUCGAAGUUCCUCGAGGGACAGUUGAGAGUCACGGAAGAUGCUCAGUUUGUCUUGGACACAAAAUAUGGAGUGCCCACCUCAGGACACCAUUUGCUGCGUCUGUCAGUGCCAAGAAGAUCUCUUUUAAAACUCUCCGUCCGCAGCAGCAGCGGCACUUCUCCCCAUUUGGUGGUUUACCCCGAGGGCCAGCCCGCGGCAGUCCUCGCGGAGGCCUACGGAGACCUCUUCAUGGAGGCGGACUCUGCGGAGGCGGACUCUGCGGGUUUGUACGUUAUAAGACUCACUUUAACUCCUGCGGUGUCUUCGGCCUCUUGUCCUUUCCUUCACUUCCACUUCGUCGUGGCCCCCCUUUCCCUCAUUCCCGUCUGCCCCUGGGCAAGGGGACUGCAACAGCAGCAGCAGCAGCAGCAGCAGCUCUCGCUGCCGCAGCUGCGGCAGGCCGCCCUCAACGCCUUCAACACCACCUUCGACGCCUCAAUGUUUCUGCCGAAGUCCGCUGCUGCUGCUGCUGCUGCUGCUGUCAUUGCUGCUGCUGCUGCUGCUGUUGCUGCUGCUGCUGCUGUUAGUGCUGCUGUUGCUGCCACUGCUGCUGUUGCCACUGUUGCUGUUGCUGGCGCCACUCCUACUGCUGCUGCUGUUGCUGCUCCCACUGCUGCUGCUGCAGCUGCUGCUCCCCUGCUGCAGCAGCAGCAGCAGCAACAGCAGCAGCAACUGUACAGCUGGCGUGUGGGGGCUGUUUCUGAAUAUACCGAAAACCGAAUUUUGCUGCUCUCUCGGGACCUCCCUGGGGGAGACUACAUUUUGAAGUUUGUCAUUUAUGACCAGGCUCAGCCAGAGACGGAGAGGCUGUGUGCGCACGCGACAAUAAACGCGGAACUGGGGGAAAACAACUCCGCACUCCUCAACGCCGUUCGAGCCGAACUCCUCGAAGUCCCAGACCUUUUGCCUGUCGAGCCUUUGCCGCGUUCUUUCAACUCCAGGGGGUGGCUGGCGAACCCUGACGUGCCGAUCUACGCGACUUCUGUCUUUGGCUUCCACAAAGACCCCGACCAGCAGCAGCAGCAGCAGCAGCAGCAGCAGCAGCAGCAGCAGCAGCUGCAGCAGCAGCAGCAGCAGGCGGUGGUGAGGUCCAGCCUGCACGUCAGCAAACCCACUGUCCUUCGGGUUGCAGCAGAACCCGCCUUGGCCUCUGACGGGCAGCUGAAAAUUCAGAUCUUCCCCAGCAGCAGCAGCAGCAGCAGCAGCAGCAGCAGCAGCAGCAGCAGCAGCAGCGGGAAGGAGCUGGUGCCUGUUGCUGAAGCAGCAAAUAACAACCUCUUCGCGCUGCUGCAGCCAGGCGCCUACAGCCUGGCCUUCGAGGGUUCUGAGCCCUUCUUGACCACAAUAGCCAUAAUGUCCAUCGACGCCCUUAGGGACUCCCUGAGGGGCCCCCGGGGGGCCCCCUAUGGGGGGGCCCCUGGGGGGCCCCUAGGGGCCCCCCUGGGGGCCCCCCGGGGGGCCCCCGCAUGCAGCGCAACGCUGCCAGUUGUCUCUUUGCCAUCUCCAAUUCCUGAAGAGUUUGAGAGCGAACAACUCGUGUUUGGAGUGGAGUUUGGGGCCAUUAAGGAGACGGGCGAGUUGCUGUCGCUGCCGCUGCGCCUCUCCUCCCCCUCUGUGGUGUAUGCGGAGGUCGGGUCCAACUUUGUUGUGGAUUUCGUCCGCGUGGGCAUAGAAGUGGCGGAAGGCCUUUGGCUGGGGGAGCAGCGGGGGCCCCAAAAUGCUUUGAAGUUGCUGCUGGAUGCUGGAGAACAUUCCCUCAAGGUUUCUGUGGAGACUGCUGCUGCUGCUGCUGCUGCUGCAGCGCAGCAGCAGCAGCAGCAGCAGCAGCAGGAGCAGCAGGAGCAGCUGCACCUCAUGCAGCAGCAUGAUAGGAAGGCACUCCUUGAGCAGGCCCAGGCGUCGGAGUGUUUGUACUUCUCGCUGCACUUGGCAGUUUACUCUUUGAGCAGCAAAAGAAAGCCCGAAAACAUUUUGGAAGAAUGUUCUGCUUUCGGGGCUCUCCCGCUGCCCGCAGACCUCAACAGCGCCAACGGCGGCAGCAGCUCCCUAGGGGGGCCUCUAGACAGCGACGGCCGCGCUGUGAUUCGAACCAAAGCCGUUCUGCACAGCGGCAACGCAGCAAACCACCGCAUAGCCAUCAAGACCCACGGCAAGGACUUGCUGAUCAAAGUCGGCACCUUCGUUGAGGACCAGACUCGCAGCAUCGGCAUGGCGCUGCAAGAUGGCGCAGCCCAAAAUGUAGAAGCUCUUCACGACUGGACGGUGGGAGGAGGACACCGGGAGCGCAUCUACAGGCUGAGGCCAUCACCGGACGACGCUGCGUUUCACCUGGUGCUUUCUGGAGACGGAGAAAGUUGUCUUCUUUUUGAUUUAUUUAUUCAAUCCAUUCCUUACGGAGAACUCGACCAGAUGACAGACUGCAGCGCCUUCAACGCCCCAGCCGUCUCUGUUGCAGACUUCUUCAAACCUGCUGUUGUUGCAGCAGCAGCAGCACUUUCAAAUGCAGGGGGCCCCCAGCAGGUGGUGUCGCCCCUGCAGCCGAUGGUGCAGAGCCAAGAGGGUUUUUUGAAAACAAUUGAAUUUGAAGUUUCUGAGCCCUCGUUCGUUUUGGCCGAAGUCGGAUAUAACUUUUUGGGCUCUCAUGUGGAAAUGGACUUAGUCACAGGAGACGCAAAACAGCCCCAAACAGUGGCUACGGCGGAGUUGGACUUUUUGCAUGCGGGAAAUCAUCCAGUUAAUGUCCGCCAGUGGCUGGCCACGCAUGUGGACCCGUAA